AGCAGUCUAGAUGCACAGUGCAAGUUGUUUUGUGCAGUUAUACUUUUAAUAUAUUUGCUUUCACUGUUGCAAAUUAUCAAUGGUUUCAAGGGGCAAGGUCCGAAUAACUGAAAAGAAUGGCAUUGCCCGUAGAACCACAGGCAGCAUGCCACACGCGAGUCAAUAAUUUAUAUGAACCGGAAUCAGUACAAUUUCUCAUGGUGGUUCUCUGGUUAGCACCCGAGUUCCACUCUUAGACAGUAACAGGUCCUUCAUCUCCCUGUAACUCCUCAGCUCUUCUAAGGCAU
Linum tenue is the source of this 287-nucleotide messenger RNA. The record is from the annotation of a GenBank genome assembly. NCBI's taxonomy places the organism in Eukaryota, Viridiplantae, Streptophyta, Magnoliopsida, Malpighiales, Linaceae.